GAGUCAUGUGGCUGGAAAUUGUCCUCGCCUCAGUGCUGGGCCUUGUCAUCUACUGGUUCGUCUCCCGGGACAAGGAGGAAACGCUGCCGCUUGAAGAUGGGUGGUGGGGGCCUGGGGCGCGGCCCCCCGGCGGGGAGGAUGAGAGCAUUCGCCCUUUCAAGGUGGAAACAUCGGACGAGGAGAUCGAUGAUUUACACCGGAGAAUAGACAAGGCGCGUCUAACUCCCCCCUUGGAGGACAGCCGCUUCCACUAUGGUUUCAACGCCAGCUACCUGAAGAAAAUCCUCUCCUACUGGCGGAAUGGAUUUGACUGGAGGAAGCAGGUGGAGGUUCUCAACAGAUACCCUCACUUCAAGACUAAGAUUGAAGGGCUAGACAUCCACUUCAUCCACGUGAAGCCCCACGAGCUGCCCUCCGGCCGUGCCGCAAAGCCCUUGCUGAUGGUGCAUGGCUGGCCCGGCUCCUUCUACGAGUUUUAUAACAUCAUCCCUCUCCUGACUGACCCCAAGAACCAUGGCCUGAGCGAUGAGCACGUUUUUGAAGUCAUCUGCCCAUCGAUUCCCGGCUACGGCUUCUCCGAGGCCUCCUCCAAGAAGGGUAUGGGGGCCGCCGGAGGCUUGGCCACUGCCAGGAUCUUUUAUAAGCUGAUGCUACGGCUGGGCUUCCAGGAAUUUUAUAUUCAAGGUGGGGACUGGGGGUCCCUGAUCUGCACCAACAUGGCCCAGCUGGUACCCAGCCACGUGAAAGGCAUGCACUUGAACAUGGCUUUGAUUUUAAGAAACUUCUACACCCUCACCCUUUUCCUGGGACGGCGUUUCGGGGGGCUUUUCGGCUACACCGAGAGGGAUAUGGAGCUGUUGUACCCCGUCAAGGAGAAGAUUUUCUACAGCAUAAUUAGGGAGAGUGGCUACAUGCACAUCCAGUCCACCAAGCCGGACACUGUGGGCUGUGCCCUGAAUGACUCUCCCGUGGGACUGGCCGCCUACAUUCUAGAGAAGUUUUCCACCUGGACCAAUUCAGAGUUCCGAGACCUGGAGGACGGAGGCCUGGAGAGGAAGUUCUCCCUGGACGACCUGCUGACCAAUGUCAUGAUCUACUGGACGACGGGCACCAUCACCUCCUCCCAGCGCUUCUACAAGGAAAACAUGGGGAAGAACUUCACAGCUGAGAAGCCCUUUCGGAUGAAGGUCCAGGUGCCCACUGGCUUUGCCGCCUUCCCUUGUGAGUUAUUGCACAUCCCAGAAAAGUGGUUGAAGUUCAAGUACCCAAAGCUCAUCUCCUACUCCUACAUGGCCCGUGGGGGCCACUUUGCUGCCUUGGAGGAGCCGGAGCUGCUCGCCCGGGACAUCAUCAAGUUUGUGGGGCUGCUGGAGCGGCAGUGACGUGGGGAGACUGGCUGCCUCCGCCUUCUCGGUGAAGAGCCCUUUUCUGGGGGGUGGGUUUGCUUCUGCCUUCCGCCCAUCCCAGGACCCCCGCGCUCAUGUGCCAAGCAACGUGGCUUUAAAGAUAAAUGAUUUUACUUCUGA
Pteropus alecto (black flying fox) is the source of this 1526-nucleotide messenger RNA. RefSeq names its product epoxide hydrolase 1 (gene EPHX1). The coding region runs from base 6 to 1382 and encodes 458 amino acids. Gene Ontology annotation, molecular function: epoxide hydrolase activity. NCBI's taxonomy places the organism in Eukaryota, Metazoa, Chordata, Mammalia, Chiroptera, Pteropodidae. The record is from RefSeq and is a predicted model, not a curated record. The transcript is spliced from 8 exons. Gene Ontology annotation, biological process: epoxide metabolic process; arachidonate metabolic process.